This is a messenger RNA of Trametes versicolor FP-101664 SS1, 1028 nucleotides long. RefSeq names its product NAD-P-binding protein. The annotation marks the transcript as partial. The transcript has 2 exons. The record is from RefSeq and is a predicted model, not a curated record. Gene Ontology annotation, biological process: secondary metabolic process. NCBI's taxonomy places the organism in Eukaryota, Fungi, Basidiomycota, Agaricomycetes, Polyporales, Polyporaceae.
CAUGCCUUCACUCGCUCUCGCCCGCGCAGCCAACGCUGCCUUCUCUCCUGCUUACUUCCCUGUAGCCGUCUUCGUCGGCGGGACAUCUGGUAUCGGCAAGGCCACCGCGGAGGCCUUCGCGUGGUACACCAAGGGCAAUGCACACAUCGUCAUCGUCGGCCGCAACAAGGCCGCGGCCGACGCCGUCAUCGCGUCGUUCCCCAAACCCACCGUGCCCGAGGCGAAGCACGAGUUCGUCGCGUGCGACGUCUCGCUCAUGAAGAACAUCCAGGCGACGACCGCCUCGCUCCUCACGCGCCUCCCAAAGAUCAACUUCCUCGUCCUCUCCUGUGGUCUCUUCAACUUUAGGGGCCGGGACGACACCGAGGAGGGCAUUGACCGCCGGCUGGGCCUGCACUACUACGCGAGGUGGAAGUUCAUCUACGACCUUCUGCCGCUGCUCCAUAAGGCGAAGGAUGCGGGCGAGGACGCGAAGGCCAUGUCCGUGCUCGCGCCGGGCGACGGCAGACCCGUCGACUUGGACGACCUGGGGCUCAAGAAGGCGUACUCGUUCCCUAAAGCUGGCGUGGCGUCCCCCACAUACACAGACUUGGCGAUGGAGGCCUAUGCGGAACAGAACCCAGGCAUCUCCUUCGUCCAUAUCCACCCUGGCGUCGUGCGCACGCCACUCCUGCAGACUAGCCACCCCAUCCUGCGCGUGCUCAACCCGCUGACAAACGCGCUCUUCUACCCCAUCUCCAACUCGCCCGAGGACUGCGCGGAGCACAUCCUUUACGGCCUCCUCGAGAGCGGUCCGGGCCUAUCCCGCCGGAACAGCAAGGGCGACGACAUUGGCAGGACAGGCUUCCACGGCGACAACGAUGCGAAGACGCGCGUUUGGGAGCACACAAAGGCAGAAAUGGAACGCGCUCUCGCCAUCCCCGCCAAGUCGUCAUAAGCGACUUCGCGAUAUUGGACCCCUGUUCGCUGACUGUGUACUUUAGUAUAGUAGGCCGUAGUGCCGUUCAUUUCUCGGAACUUGUAAUAAU